CACAUGACCGAGCGGGGCCGGGCCGGGCCGGGAUGGGGCAGCGCGAUCGGAUGUUCAAGGUGCUGGUGGUGGGGGACGCCACGGUGGGAAAAACCUCGCUGGUGCAGCGCUACGCCAACGACAGCUUCAACCGGCACUACAAAUCCACCGUGGGAGUGGAUUUUGCGCUGAAGGUGGUACAGUGGUCGGAGUCGGAGACGGUUCGGCUGCAGCUCUGGGACAUUGCAGGGCAGGAACGCUUCACGUCCAUGACCCGGCUGUACUACAGGGAGGCCUCGGCCUGUGUGAUCAUGUUCGAUGUCACCAACACCAGCACAUUCAGCAACAGCCAGAAGUGGAAGCAGGACUUGGACAGCAAACUGCUGCUGCCAGACGGGAGCCCCGUGCCCUGCCUGCUGCUGGCCAACAAGUGUGACCUUUCCCCGUGGGCAGUGACCAGGGAAGAAAUCGAUCGGUUCAGCAAAGAAAAUGGAUUUUCAGGAUGGGUGGAGACGUCUGUGAAGGAAAACAAGAACAUCAAUGAGUCCAUGAGGGUUCUGAUUGAGAAGAUGAUGUCCUCAUCCACGGGAGAUGGAAGCUCCUCCUCUGCUGGGAGUGGGGAUUACAUCAACAUCAAGGAGACCUCCCCUCCAGGCUGGGCCUGCUGCUAAAGCCACUGACACUCCAUCCCCUCAGCUCCAGCUCUGACGGGCUUCUCAUCACCAUCACCAUCAUCAUCAUCACCUUUCCCUAAACUGUCACUGGUCUGGGGUUUUUCCCACGAUGAUUUUGAGUUUGCCUCCUGUUCAGUGACUCUUUCCCCAGCAGAGCGCUGCUGCAGUGACUUGGAGUGAGGAAUGGAAGGAAGAGGAGUGGGAAGAUUCCUCUUUUUCCCAGUGGGAGCUCUGCUGCUCUGAUGCAGCACAAUCCAUGUCCAAGCAAUGUAAUCCAAGUGGCUUGGAUUACAUUGAUUUUUUUUUUAAUUUUGAGCACUUCCUCCUCUGGCAGUGCUGGCCUGUCCCAGCCUGGGCUGUUAGAGGGAAUUUUUUAAUUUUCUGCACCUUUUCCUCCUCCCCACCAAAUCCUUUGGGGACACACCCCGAGCCCUGGUGGUGCCUGUGUGUUCCCAGCUGUGGGAUUACAGCAAACUCCUCCCUCCCUGCUGAGGAGUGAUGGAUCCACGUCCUGGAGGGACCAGCACGUCCCAUCAGUGCCACCAAACGUCCCGAGGACGCGGAGCUGGAUCCGCAGUGGGAAAUUCUGGGGGUGAAUUCGGGAGCUGGAGCAGCACAACCCUCACUCCCUAUGGAGCAGAGACCCCAAAACUGGGUCAGGAAUUCCUCCUCACCCCCUGUGUGGGGCACAGCCCCUUUCUCCCCCUUUAUUGGGGCAGGGGGUGAGGAGGGGGCUGUAAACCCCCUUUGUGUGGCCCCACAAGGGCCCUUUGCACUUUUGGGACAGCCUCCACCCCUCACCCCAAACUGCUUUUGGCAACUGCUGCUGAAUUGCCUUCCCACCACUCCCCUGCAGCCAGGAGGGAAUUUGGGGUAGGAAACAGCUCCCUGAAAAACCCCCCUGCUGUUUUAGUGGGGCUGGGGAAGAGGAGGAGGAGGAGGAAGAGACUUUGUGGGAUAAAAGGAAAGGAAAGAACCACUCCCCAAUUCCCUUUGGUGGCACUUUUACCCCCACACAUCCCAAUGGUGGAGGGCACUUCUGGACAAAAAAUUGGUACAAACUGAGGAGAAUUUAUAGGAAACUCACACUUCAGGGCUGGAGUUGUGUGUGUUUAAUUCUGGAUUUGCUAUUCCAUGAUUCUCUGAUGGUACAGAAUCACCCUGCUCCUGUUUUGGGUUUGGAUUUCAGCAAAAGGCCUUCAGUAAUUGGGGUUUUUUUACCUCCUUGGGUGGUUUAACUGGAAAUUGCUGUGUGUUCCUGGUGAAUUAGGACUGCUUUGCUCUGGCAAAUUAUUCCUCCUGCCUGUCUUAUUUAGAGGGGGGAGCUGGUAAAACAGGCACUCAUCACCUUCACUAAAAAAUCUGAGUUUUCAUUCUCUGGAGCUGAAAAAAAUUUAAAACUAAACAGUGAAGGCUGAGAAAUUUUGAAUUACUGUUGCUCCACUGUUUUAAUGAAAAGCUGAAAUACCUGGGCUAGAGUUCUCCCAUGCAAAUUCUGCCAAAUUUGGGGUUAGAAGUGCUUAAAAAUACCCCUUUCUGCACCCUUGGUUUUAGAAAUGGGGAGAACUGGUUAGGAACAAAAUUGAAGUGCCUUGCUGAAUUUUACUUCAUUGUCUUAAAGAAAAAAAAAA
This is a messenger RNA of Parus major (Great Tit), 2284 nucleotides long. It is a transcript of the gene RAB29, whose product is annotated as RAB29, member RAS oncogene family. Lineage: Eukaryota; Metazoa; Chordata; Aves; Passeriformes; Paridae. Bases 33 to 650 code for a protein of 205 amino acids. Gene Ontology annotation, cellular component: vesicle; trans-Golgi network; Golgi apparatus. The record is from RefSeq and is a predicted model, not a curated record. The transcript is spliced from 5 exons. Gene Ontology annotation, molecular function: GTP binding; GTPase activity. Gene Ontology annotation, biological process: vesicle-mediated transport.